Molecule: messenger RNA, 2357 nt
Organism: Nicrophorus vespilloides
Lineage: Eukaryota; Metazoa; Arthropoda; Insecta; Coleoptera; Silphidae
Product: LIM and SH3 domain protein F42H10.3
Exons: 3
Coding region: 358-1299 (313 amino acids)
Cellular component (GO): focal adhesion
Molecular function (GO): actin filament binding
Source: RefSeq, a predicted model, not a curated record
ACGCGUCACAUUAUCAGGUUGGUACCACAAGCAGGGGGUUUAGUUGUUGAAUGCAGUGGCCAGUAGUACCAUAGUACCGAGAGAGCGAUAUUGCAGUGACUCGAAUAUAUUCUAUAUAGUACGGGUCAGUGAGUGACGAUUUUCGAGAGGAAGGCAUCGAAUCGUGUCGGCGAUAAUUAAAAGUGUUUUUCCAGUGUUCAGGAAUACAGGCAACAGGUUCCAAUAGUAUCCAGAAUAUCCCCCGGUGUCUGUUGGAUAUUUCCACUAAUUAGUACACAUCUACACGUACAUAUUAAUAUUACAAUAUAUAUAUAUAUAUUAUUUUUUUUGUUGGUUUAACUUGGUUUGAAUAAUAAAAUGAGUAAAAAGUGCGCAAGGUGUGAAAAAACGGUGUACCCGACCGAGGAGCUGAAGUGUCUGGACAAAGUAUGGCACAAGAUCUGCUUCAAGUGCUUUGAAUGUGGGAUGAGUCUCAACAUGCGGAAUUAUAAGGGCUUCAACAAGGCACCUUAUUGCGAGGCUCACAUACCAAAGGCCAAAGCUACGACAAUGGCGGAGACGCCGGAACUGAGACGUAUCGCGGAGAACACAAAGAUCCAGUCGAAUGUGAAGUACCAUGCGGAUUUCGAAAAGAGCAAGGGGAAGUUCACGCAGGUGGCGGACGAUCCGGAAAUGUUGCGCAUCAAGCAAAACACGAAGAUCAUCAGCAACGUGGCAUACCAUGGCGAGCUGCAGAGGAAGGCUGAGAUGGAGCAAAAGAGGACGAUAAACGAAAACGGUUUCAGGGAAACUCCGCUUGCCAGUGUCGUCGACCAGACGAACGCAAACGUCGUUCCUCUAAUGCCGGCAGUCGCGAUGCCGCAAACGGCGACAAACGUUCCAGCACCACAACAACAACAACAGCAACAACAACAACCACAGAUAGGAAAUCCACAGAACAUCGGCAAGAUCAGCGACUACGAUCCGACGGUGGUGAACUCCAGUCCGUACUCUGCGUCCAGAAAUAGCCAGACCUUGAUCUACACCUCGGAUCAAGGGGCCGUGAACAAUCCACCGGCCAGGCACAUAGGAUCAGUGCACGACAUAGACCCUGUCAACCAUAAUUACGGAUCUCUGGGUAGGGUCUACAAGGCGAUGUACGACUAUGAAGCACAGGACGACGACGAGGUCAGCUUUCAGGACGGCGAUCUCAUCAUCAACGUCAGCAGUAUCGAUGGUGGUUGGAUGACGGGGGAGGUGCAGCGCACCGGACAAGUCGGAAUGUUACCCGCCAAUUACGUCCAAGUUGCACACAUCUAGGAGCCAACAGCAUUUCGAAUUCAAUAUUCCUCCGAUGGAACAAUGGAAUGAAAGCAACCAUCUUUUUUAUAUAUCUAUACACUCUAAGACAGCAUUUACCUUUUUUACUAAACUAUGAAAAUCUACUUAAUCCGUACUUAGAUUUACCGAUGAAAGAAAAAUCAUUCCGAAAUCAUUCACGAAAUCAAUAUCAGCGCAUUCCGUUUCGCAUUUACCCGAAAUAUCUUAAUCAUUUGGGUGGAUGCGCUCACACAAAUAGCAUUUCACACUGACAAACAUCAUUCACGUCCAGAUGAAACAAAGAAAAACUAUCAAAGAGAUUAUUAAGAUGUUCACAAUUAAAUAUCACCAUUACUAACAUAUUUAAAUAUGUCUAAAUUAUUAUAUUAAUUGAGUAAAUUAAGUCAAUUUUAUUGACGCUAAUUGAGAUUAUUUAUUCCUUGACCAAAUUCAAGUCAGUGUGAAUUCGCUUCGUUAAUAUGUUUCUAUAAUUAUUUGACUUUUUUUUAACUACUAUAUAUAUACAUAUUUAAUAUUCUUAAAGUGGCUUCUGCAAAAUGCUUGUAACUUGCCGACGAACGAAAACUGAAACUAUAUCGCGUUUAGUGCCUUAUCAAGAAAUCAAAACACAAAUCAAAAGACCGUUGCCUUAUUGUUGAUGCUGGUUCAAAAAACAAUAAUUGGUGUUCUUUUGGUAAUAGAAUCUUAAUUAAGUGAUCUUUACUAGAACGUUUUUUUUUCGAUAAUACGAUUUUAUUGAAUCUUUAUAUAAUUUUUAUUUUUUUUAUAUAUACAUAUACUUGGGAAAUAAGUGGGAUAUAUAAAAAGAAAUGAUGAGAAGAGUAAUACUAAAAAUGUACCGUCUCUUUACGUUUCAUGCAACACUAAUUAUUAAUAAUUUAGUUGCUGCAAUAAUUCUGUUUUUGUUUUUUUUUCUUUCUUUCUAUAAAGUAAAAUUUAAAUACAUGUGUAAAUCGUGGGGUGCUAAAUGAUGGAAUAUAAAUAAUAUACGUAUUUUUUUAUAUCGACUUGUAUUUUGUAUAGAUGGAAUAUAUUUU